AUGGAUUGGAACCAGCUCAAAGACCAGGUCUCCAACCUGACCCUGUACGAUGUCAAGGCAGGAGUUCGAAAGGUCCAAAAUGCUGUCAUGAACUACACAGAAAUGGAGGCCAAGGUCCGCGAAGCCACCAACAACGAACCUUGGGGCGCGUCAUCAACUCUGAUGCAGGAGAUCGCCAACGGCACCUUCAAUUACGCGACACUCAACGAGAUUAUGCCCAUGAUUUACCGCCGAUUCACAGAAAAGUCCGCCGAAGAAUGGCGCCAGAUCUACAAGGCCCUCCAGCUCCUCGAGUUCCUCAUCAAGCACGGCUCCGAGCGUGUCAUCGACGAUGCCCGCGGCCACAUCACACUGCUUAAGAUGCUGCGUCAGUUCCACUUCAUCGAUCAGAACGGCAAGGACCAGGGUAUCAACGUGCGGAAUCGCGCCAAGGAAUUGGCCGAGCUCCUGGGCGACGUCGAACGCAUCCGAUCUGAGCGCAAGAAGGCGCGCUCGUCCAAGAACAAGUACACUGGAGUCGAGGGGGGAAUGGGCCUCGGUGGCGGCUUCUCGAGCGGCGGCAGUCGAUACGGCGGAUUCGGCAGCGAGUCUGGUGGCUACGGUGGCUACUCAGGCGGUGUCUACGGCGACGGUGGUGGUUUCGGCGGACAAGAGGGCAGCAGGGACUACGACAGAACACAGAACCACGGCGACAAGUUCGAGGAAUACGACGAGUUCGACGAGGGUGACAGGCCAGCCGCCAGCUCUUCGACGUCUCGCUCCAAGAGACCCGAGCGUGCGGCCGCGGCCCCGAAGGCAGAACCUCCCAAGAAGAAGGAACCCGAAGUGGACCUCUUCUCCUUUGACGACCCUGCGCCCUCCUCCAUGCCCGCUCCCGUGGCGCCGGCGCCCUCCAACGGCUCCGGUCUGGCUGCUCUGUCGACAGCUCCGGCCGCCUCCAACGACGACGACGAGUUCGACGAUUUCCAGUCUGCCACGCCCGCCACUACUUCCGCCCCGGCAGCCAACCCUCUGUCACCUCCCGUCAUGACCUCUUCCGCCAGCUCUGCUACGACCUUCGCAGCUCCUCAACCCGUAUCUGCGCCGCAGCAGGCCAAUAUCGGCAACAUGGUCAGCAUGUCUUCCAUGUCGCCCGCUCCAAGCGGCCCCAACUAUUCUGCCUUCAGCACGCCUGCCGUUGCCUCGCCGGCAGCGCAAGCUCCUAAGCCCUCCGGCUACCAGCCCUCAGGGCCCAACUACUUCGGAUCUGUCCAGACUGCCGUUCCUCAGGCCACGGGAGGCUCCUUUGGAGGUGCUUCUACUCCUGGCGCAAAGCCGGCUUCUACUCCCGCUGCCAAGCCCGCAGCUGCUGGAGGUGAUGCCUUUGGCGCCCUCUGGUCGCAGGCUAGUGUUGGUGUGAAGAAGACAAACACUCCCACCGCCGGUCCUGCCAUGGGACAGCUUGCUAAGGAGAAGAGCAGCGCUGGUAUCUGGGGGGCUCCCGCCGCUGCGUCCCCAGCGCCCAAGCCUGCUGCCGGAUCAUCCUCUGGCGGCAACCAUGGUCUCGACGACUUGCUUGGUUAA
Messenger RNA from Colletotrichum karsti, 1563 nucleotides. RefSeq lists its product as uncharacterized. NCBI's taxonomy places the organism in Eukaryota, Fungi, Ascomycota, Sordariomycetes, Glomerellales, Glomerellaceae. The transcript is spliced from 4 exons. Gene Ontology annotation, cellular component: endosome; plasma membrane; clathrin vesicle coat. The coding region runs from base 1 to 1563 and encodes 520 amino acids. The record is from RefSeq and is a predicted model, not a curated record. Gene Ontology annotation, biological process: endocytosis; Golgi to endosome transport. Gene Ontology annotation, molecular function: clathrin binding; phospholipid binding.